Messenger RNA from Malassezia sympodialis ATCC 42132, 3594 nucleotides. RefSeq names its product DNA-directed RNA polymerase II core subunit RPB2 (gene RPB2). The record is from RefSeq and is a predicted model, not a curated record. NCBI's taxonomy places the organism in Eukaryota, Fungi, Basidiomycota, Malasseziomycetes, Malasseziales, Malasseziaceae. Gene Ontology annotation, biological process: DNA-templated transcription. Gene Ontology annotation, molecular function: DNA binding; ribonucleoside binding; DNA-directed RNA polymerase activity.
AUGUACGCAGAUGAAGAGGUGGAAGAGAUCAGCCAAGAAGAUUGCUGGGACGUCAUCAAGGCCUUUUUCGAAGAGAAGGGCCUGGUGCGCCAGCAAAUUGACAGUUUCAACGAGUUCAUGAGUAACACAGUGCAGGAACUCGUUGAAGAGAGUCGAAGUCUGACCUUGGAACAGAGUGACCAGCACACUGGCCACGCGGAGGACAAGUCGCGUCGGUACGAGAUUGAGUUUGGUCAGAUCUACAUGAACAAGCCGCAACAGACUGAGGCAGAUGGUAGCACAGCUCCCCUCUUUCCCCAAGAGGCUCGCCAGCGUAACUUGACGUACUCGGCGGGUCUGCAUGUGGAUGUCUCUCAGAAGGUCUUGGUCAAGGGCGAGGAAGGCGAGCUGGAUGAGAACGGUGACCAGCUUUGGGUGCCUGAUCCGAGCCGCGAGGAGAUUGUCGAUGAGAAGGUGUAUCUUGGCAAGGUCCCUAUCAUGCUGCACUCACACUUUUGCUGGCUGACGGACCUGCCGGACGAUGGCAAGUACAGUUUGAACGAGUGCCCUUUCGACUCGGGUGGCUACUUUAUCAUUAAUGGCUCUGAAAAAGUACUGAUUGCUCAGGAGCGCAUGGCGGCGAACCAUGUGUAUGUGUUUUCCAAGGCUCCCCCUUCGCCCAUCACGUUCCUUGCCGAGAUCCGCAGUGCUGUGGAGCGGGGUGGCAAGACGAUCAGCACCAUGCAGGUAAAACUGUUCUCGCGCAACCGUGAGAAGAGCUUGAACAACACGAUCAAGGCAACGCUGCCUUACAUCCGCAAUGACAUCCCGAUCGUGAUUGUCUUCCGUGCGCUGGGUGUUGUGCCUGACCGCGAAGUGUUGCAACACAUUUGCUACGACUUCAAUGAUACACAGAUGCUAGAGAUGCUCAAGCCCUGCAUUGAAGAGGCCUUUGUGAUCCAGGAUCGUGAGGUUGCGCUCGACUUUAUUGGUCGUCGUGGCACGACCACAGGUCUUUCACGCUUUAAGCGCACGACCUAUGCCCAGGAGAUUCUGCAAAAGGAGAUGCUUCCCCACAUUUCCAUGUCCGAAGGAUCGAAUACGAAGAAGGCCUACUUCUUCGGGUACAUGGUGCACCGCCUCCUGCUCGCCGCGCUGGACCGCCGCGAGAUAGAUGACCGUGACCACUUUGGCAAGAAGCGCCUGGACUUGGCGGGUCCCCUGCUGAGUGGCCUGUUCCGCAUGCUUUUCCGCAAAGUCACCCGCGACAUUUACCGGCACUUGCAGCGCUGUGUGGAAGACCAGAAGGAGUUCCACCUGCAGGCAGCGGUGCGUCAUGCGACCAUCACCAAUGGUUUGCGCUACUCACUGGCUACGGGUAAUUGGGGUGAUCAAAAGAAAGCGAUGCAGUCCAAGGCGGGUGUGUCGCAGGUGCUGAACCGAUAUACGUUUGCAUCGACCCUGUCGCACUUGCGGCGUUGUAACACGCCUAUUGGACGGGAUGGCAAAAUCGCAAAGCCGCGGCAACUGCACAAUACGCAUUGGGGUAUGGUGUGCCCCGCCGAGACGCCCGAGGGCCAAGCGUGUGGGCUGGUGAAGAAUUUAAGUCUCAUGUCGAACAUCUCUGUCGGCACACCAUCUGCACCGAUUGUUGAGUUCUUGGAGGAGUUUGGGCUGAAUAGUCUCGUGGACAUGCAGGCGGCGGACCCCAAGGCGACCAAGGUAUUUGUGAACGGUGUAUGGCUGGGUACACACGACGAUCCUGGCCAGCUUGUUGAUACGCUGCGCGAUUUGCGCCGCAAAGACGACAUUAGCUACGAAGUGAGUGUGGUGCGUGACAUCCGUGAGAAGGAGCUGCGUAUCUACACGGAUGCAGGUCGUAUGCUGCGCCCGCUGUUCAUUGUGGACCAGCAGAGCAUGACGCUGCUGAUCAAGCGACACCAUGUGCGGGCGCUCAACGACGAGGACGGCGAGGGCUGGGACUGGACGCGCCUGGUCCAGUCUGGCGUCAUUGAAUAUCUGGACACAGAGGAAGAGGAGACGGUGCUGAUCUGCAUGAGUCCAACGGAUCUGGAGCAGUCGCGCGAGUACAAGGCGACCAACGGCCACAUGCCACCGGACACGUCGGACGCAACGCGGCGUCUGCGAUCGGCGCAUACCUUUGCGCCCGACACGUGGACGCACUGUGAGAUUCACCCGGCGAUGAUUCUGGGUGUGUGUGCGAGCAUUAUUCCAUUCCCCGACCACAACCAGUCGCCGCGUAACACGUACCAAUCGGCCAUGGGCAAGCAAGCUAUGGGUGUCUUUUUGACCAACUACCAGAUUCGCAUGGAUACGAUGGCGAACAUCUUGUACUAUCCACAAAAGCCGCUGGCCACGACACGUGCGAUGGAGCACCUGCGCUUCCGCGAGCUGCCAGCGGGCCAGAAUGCCAUUGUGGCCAUUCUUUGCUAUUCGGGCUACAACCAGGAGGACUCCGUGAUUAUGAACCAGUCGGCUAUUGACCGGGGUCUGUUCCGCUCGCUGUACUAUCGCACGUUCCAGGACAUGGAGAAGAAGGUCGGUGUGAUCACAAUGGAGGAGUUUGAGAAACCGACACGCGAGACGGCCAUCCGCCUGAAACAUGGCACGUACGAGAAACUAGAUAUCGAUGGUCUCGUUCCACCUGGCACGCGUGUUUCAGGCGAGGACAUCAUUAUUGGUAAAACGGCGCCAUUGCCGCCGGAUAGUGAUGAGCUGGGUAUGCGCAGCAAGACGCACACGAAGAAGGAUGUGAGUACGCCGAUGAAGAGCACUGAGAGUGGCAUCAUUGACCAGGUGCUGAUCACGACCAACGGCGAAGGUGCCAAGUUUGUGAAGGUGCGUGUGCGUUCGACGCGUGUGCCGCAGGUGGGCGACAAAUUUGCGUCGCGCCACGGACAGAAGGGUACCAUUGGCAUCACGUACCGCCAGGAAGAUCUGCCGUUCACGGCUGAGGGUAUUACGCCCGACAUUAUCAUCAACCCGCACGCCAUCCCCAGUCGUAUGACCAUCGGGCAUCUGGUCGAGUGUCUGCUGUCGAAGGUGGCAACGCUCUCGGGCCAAGAGGGCGAUGCGACGCCGUUUACUGACCUCACUGUUAAGGGCGUGAGUGACAUUUUGUUCUCGCUGGGCUACCAGUCGCGUGGUCUCGAGGUCAUGUACAAUGGCCACACGGGCCGCAAGCUGCAGGCGCAGGUGUAUCUGGGCCCGACAUACUACCAGCGUCUGAAGCACAUGGUGGACGACAAGAUCCACAGCCGCGCGCGCGGUCCCGUGCAGAUUCUUACGCGGCAGCCUGUCGAGGGUCGCAGCCGCGACGGUGGUCUGCGUUUUGGUGAGAUGGAGCGCGACUGUAUGAUCUCACACGGUAUGGCCAACUUUUUGAAGGAGCGCAUGUAUGAUGCAAGCGAUGCGUACCGCCUGCACAUCUGCGAUCUGUGCGGCUUAACAGCGGUGGCGAACUUACGCAAGUCAACGUUCGAGUGCCGCGCAUGUCGCAACCGCUCAGCCAUUUCGCAGAUCCACAUUCCCUAUGCGGCCAAGCUCCUGUUCCAAGAGCUGAUGAGCAUGGGCAUUGCGACUCGCUUGUACUAG